AUUAUGGGUCAAUUGCAAUGUUAUUCGACGAGAAGCACAUUGUCUGAAUAUGACACCCCUUUCUAAUCUGAUAUUUCGGAGUGUGUUGAUUUGUACACUACUGGGGUGCGUUUCUGGACAAAAUGCAGUCAUAUGGAUCACAGAGACGGGGUCGGUUAGAGGAGAGGAAAACUACCUAUUGGAUGAUCCUCGACCUAUAUACGCCUUCAAGGGUAUACCAUAUGCCUACCCACCAACUGGGACCAUGCGAUUUCAACCCCCUCGAAUGCUACCUAUAUGGGAUGGAGAAAGGAGUGCAUUAGGAUACGGUGACCGGUGUCAUCAGAACCGUGAUUACACAAACAUGUCCGAGGACUGUCUUUACCUGAACAUCCACACACCUACCCUUGAUUCCUCUUCUAGACUCGCUGUUAUGGUUAACAUCCACGGUGGGGGACUUACAGCAGGUUCUGGCAAUAGGAAUGCCAUCGCUUUGACUCGCAUGAAUGAUGUCGUUUUUGUGACAAUGAACUAUAGGCUUGGACCUUUGGGGUUCUUUACGACUGGCGACAGCAAUGCCCCUGGUAACAAUGGGCUCCUCGACCAGCAGAUGGCGAUACAAUGGGUGAAGCAACACAUUCAGAGGUUUGGAGGAGACCCCGACAGGAUCACAAUCAUGGGAGGUAGUGGGGGUGGAGUCAGUGUUUCUACCCAGAUUUUGUCACCAACAAAUGCAGGCUUAUUCCAGCGAGCCAUCUGCAACAGUGGAGUUGCAACAGCUGUAGCGAGAGUUAACACGAGAGAUGAGGAGGUCGAAAAGAGUUUGGUUGUUGCUGCAGCUUUAGAAUGUGUGGAACUUGACAAUGCGGGCCUGGUAGAAUGUAUGCAAAACUUGGACCCAUACAGUAUUACAGACCAUGGUUCAGGACAGACCCUUUAUCCAUAUGUGGAUGGAACCUUUCUCACACAUCUUCCCUUCAAUGCU
Molecule: messenger RNA, 964 nt
Organism: Owenia fusiformis
Lineage: Eukaryota; Metazoa; Annelida; Polychaeta; Sabellida; Oweniidae
Source: the annotation of a GenBank genome assembly